Molecule: messenger RNA, 5153 nt
Organism: Dendronephthya gigantea
Lineage: Eukaryota; Metazoa; Cnidaria; Anthozoa; Malacalcyonacea; Nephtheidae
Exons: 37
Coding region: 1050-5153 (1367 amino acids)
Molecular function (GO): protein binding
Source: RefSeq, a predicted model, not a curated record
GACAAUAAAAUAUUGUCAUGAUGUAUCAUGAUAGCUAAUAUUGGAUUGAUAACGAGCCAGGGUAGCUUUAAAGUGUGCCGUAGGUUAUGUAGUUCGAAUCAAGAUAGUUUUAAUAAGAUUACUAGCUCAUUCAGGAUUUUUGUGAAUCUCGGCAUUUAGUUCGCUAUUAUACGGAAACGAGGCUCAGGGGCCAAAGGCGGAGCCUCGUUUUGGCGUUGUGGUUAUUGCAUCUCAUUUAGGAUGUUCUAUAAAUUGAAAAUGACAAAGUUGCGACGUAAUUUGUGGCCUAAUCACUGAUUAUUUACAGAUCAAUUCUUUCCUAAAAAUCACAAAUGGUCAUUUGUCCCCCAAAAAAAGAGUAAUUGGACAGGUGGGUUCAGAAUCAUCAAAAUGUGGUGGCUAGCUUUUAAUUUAUUUUCAAAAUACUGAGGCUAUACCCAAACUGGACCAGUCGACUUUAAAACCACGCCUGAAUUCGUCUGGUUUAGGCAUUUAGGUGAAGAUGUUCACAUGUUGCAUGGAAACGAUAAAUAUAUGUAUUUACACAAGGAAACCAGACGAACGCGAGCUCAGUCGAACGCGAAAUCGUCGGGUUUCGUGUGAGCGUAUCCCGAGUGUGUGAAAACUUCGGUUACUACGCCCAAUCAAAACCAUGUAUAGCCUAUAGCGGCAAUUUCUACCAAUCACGCAACAGAACCAGCAUGAAGCAUGCUCAAGCAACUUAUGCAUCUCAGCGUUUGCGUUCUUCCUGGGUCAUUCGAUAUUCUGCAACCUUACGGGUAAGCUGUUAUCGGAGCUAUCGCAGAUAAUUGCCGUCACCAAAAGGUGAAAUUUUGACUGAGCAUAUCAAGGUACGUUGGCUUUUGAUGUUUACAAGCAUUAUUGUAGUUCCAAGGAACUCUGUGGCAAGCUGUAACGGAGUUUUUUAUUUUAGCCAAAAACGUUUUGCCAAGAAAAAAGAGCAAAACGUCUGAAGAAGGAUUCGAAGAAGAAGCAGAUUUCUUUUCCAGUGAAAUUCUACUGAACAGAAACAGACACAACGAAAUAAAAUGGCGGACCAAAAAGAAGCCCGUUCGAGCCUUCGAAUAAAGAGACAAAAAGAACCCAAUGAGGAGACAUUGCCUGAAGAUAGUAAAGACCUUGAGCAAAGAUAUAUCAAUAACAUCAUUGGUGAUGGGGUCUUUGCAAAAAGGAAAUUUCAAAAAGGAGAAUUCCUCCUUGAAUAUAAGGGGGAAUUGAUUGGCAAAGAUGAAGGGGCUAGACGUGAAGAAGCCUAUGUCAAAGAGCUUGGAAGCUUCUUGUUCUUUUUCGACUCUCUUUGUGUUGAUGCAACAUUCUCCACGGGUCUUGGCAGAAUGGUCAACGAUAGUGAGAUGAAACUGGCCAAUUGCCUUAUCAAGAAGGUUAUUGUAGACAGCCGUCCUCACUUAGCCCUCUUUGCUAAAAAGAAAAUUUUGAAGCACGAAGAGUUACGCUAUGAUUAUGGGGUAAAGAACUUGCCAUGGCGAAGAAUAAAAGAACUUUGCAAGAGGAAACCGAGAAAUUACUUCGGUGAAGUAAUGAAAAAAAUAAAUGAAGGAAUAUACUCUGAAAAACUAAUGGCGAGGGACGGUAACUCAUCGGGUUUGAAAGCAGACAGAAAAGAUUGCCAAAAACACGCUCUGGUCGGUGCUGCUAUUGGCCUCCAUCAUGAAGAUGUGAAGAUGUCAGAGGAAAUUAACGAGCAAUCAGGCAAUGAUCCUACUGCAACAAUCCAUCGAUGUCAAGAUUCCUUAUUGACAGAUGAAAAUAACGAACAAUUGGGUGCUGUUUUAAUCGAUGAUUGUCAGGAUGUGGUAAUGAGAGACGAAAACAACGCACAAUCGGGUACCUCUCUUCGCGCGAAACUCCAUGAUCAUCAAGAUGUGGUAAUGACAACAGAUGAAAAUAACGGACAAUUGGGCGCCAAUUUAACCGAGGAUGUGUUGAUGACAGAUAACAAUAACGAACAAUUGGGCACUCAUAUUGGCGAGGAUGUGAUAAUGACAGAACGAAGACACUGCAUUGGUGUGCCGCUUACGCAUGGCCAUGCCGACCAAUCAGCAGCAGAUAUAACAGAUGGAAACUGCCAUGUCUGCUUUGGCACAGUGUCCGGUUCCCACAUAUGUAUCGUAUGUCAUCGUUCUGUCCACGUAUUCUGUGGUGAGGGGAUCGGUGACGAAGGUUAUGGACAAGCUGUGACAUGUUACAAGUGUCUAGAUAGAGGAAAAAAACAAACGAAAUACGCUGAAACGGAGUCGACAGAUACAUCUGCAGAUGAAAAUAACGGACAAUUGGGCGCCAAUUUAACCGAGGAUGUGUUGAUGACAGAUAACAAUAACGAACAAUUGGGCACUCAUAUUGGCGAGGAUGUGAUAAUGACAGAACGAAGACACUGCAUUGGUGUGCCGCUUACGCAUGGCCAUGCCGACCAAUCAGCAGCAGAUAUAACAGAUGGAAACUGCCAUGUCUGCUUUGGCACAGUGUCCGGUUCCCACAUAUGUAUCGUAUGUCAUCGUUCUGUCCACGUAUUCUGUGGUGAGGGGAUCGGUGACGAAGGUUAUGGACAAGCUGUGACAUGUUACAAGUGUCUAGAUAGAGGAAAAAAACAAACGAAAUACGCUGAAACGGAGUCGACAGAUACAUCUGAUAACCCACAUAAAACAGCGCACAAGAGAGUUUCUAGACAUAAGGAAGAAAGUGACGAAGACUACUUGCCAAGCUCGGAGAGCGAAAAUGAAGAUAAAGAUCCUGCCACAUACAAAGACGAGUAUGAAUUUCAAGAUACACACAACCGUCCACCAAUUAAAGCCAGAAAACGUCUGAAGGAAAAUAAGAACAUACCAAAAGACUCCAGUGUCUGCGAUGCCGAUUCGAUGAAAGAAAUUGAAGAACAUCCUGAUAACAACCUAAAGAAGCAAAAGAGAGAAAGAAAACAACCUUUCAAAAUUUGGACCUCAAAAACCGAUGCUUCAAAUAAUGAAAACGGGUCAAAAGUUUAUGUACAGCCUAUAAUGGCAGCAGCGGGGAAAAGAGCAUACGAUAAAAAAAAUUGCUGCUUCUUCUGCUCCAAAGAAUUUUCCAAGUUGGCAAGACAUUUGGAGCAGAAACACAAAGAUGAGGAAGAAGUCGCUGCUGCGCUAAAGUUCCCCCCCUCCGACAAACGCAGAAAAGACCUCUUCGCUAAGCUGAGGAAGAUGGGGAACUUUAAUCAUAAUAUUAAAGUCAUCGAAAACGGGAAGGUUGAUCGAAGACCAGCAGAAGGAACUGACCCGAAACAAUACUUACCGUGCACAGGAUGUAAUGGGUUUUUCCUCGCACAUGAACUCACAAGACAUGCUGCAACAUGCUUGCGAUCAGAUGAGCCGGCCGGUGGGAAAGUAAAGCCAUCGGUCAAGCGUAUGCAAUUUGAUGGCAAGUUGCUAUUAGCUGGAGGCGGAGCCAGUGAGUGCAGCAAACAGCUGCAAAGCAUAUUAAAAAUCAUGGCUCGUGAUGACAUUUCCGCGGUCGCCCAGGCAGAUCCUACAAUCCUCGCCGUCGGCAGUGACAUGGUUGAACAAAAAGGGAAAGAGAAAGCUAUUGCAAUCUCACAAAAGAUGCGGUUGUUGGCACGGGUUUUGGUGGAGAUGAGAAGGCUAACUGGUAAAAGCGAUGCCUCCUUAUCUACGAUUAUAACCCCUUUGUAUUUUGACAUGCUCUUACAGUGUGCAAAAAACCUUGGGGGUUAUGUCGUAGAUGAGGAUGGCUCUAAAAGUUUUAAGAGUCCCUCCACCUCCGUCAAAUGUGGAUACGCAACGAUGACGGCAGCGAAGAUCUUGCGGGGGAAAGCACUUAGAGAUUGUGACAUGGGAAGGAAAAAGGAGCUCGACAACUUUUUGGAGUUGUACGAGACGGAAUGGGGGAAAAAAAUCACGUCACCGGCCCAUGACAAUCUCGGCCUGAAAAAAACGAACAAGCCCGACGUCUUGCCACUCACGAGUGAUCUAAUGAAGCUUCGUGACUACCUCCUGGAGGCCAUAAAAAAGGGGACAGAAAACCUCAGAAGAGACCGAAACAAAGAGAACUUUCGGGUUUUAUCGGAAGUAUGCUUGGCGAGGUUAAUAAUGUUCAACAAGAGAAGAGGGGGAGAGACCGCAAGAAUGAAACUGAAGGCGUACCAAUCGCGAUGUAAUUGGAGAGAACAUCAAAACCAAGAGGUGUUCCAAUCACUCUCGGUUUCGGAAAAGCAGCUUUGCGAAAACUAUACUUUCAUGAGGUUUGACAUGGUUGAGAUCAUUGGAAAGCGAAACAGGAAGGUUCCGGUCAUCUUGACACCGGACGUCGCAGAUGCGAUGUUGAUGCUGACCGAUCCUUCCUACCGAGAGAAAGGUUGCGUGCUGCGGGAAAACGAAUACGUUUUCCCCAUGAAUAACAACUCAUCGCUGCACAGCCUGAGAGGAAAUGACGUCCUCAGAAACGCGUGCAAGAAUGCAAAUUUGGAGAACGAUAGCUUGGUAACGUCGACCAGUAUGCGCAAGUAUGUUGCAACGGUAUCGCAACUGGUCGACAUGAACGAGACCGAAAUGGGUUGGCUUGCCGAGCAUAUGGGCCACGAUCUCCAUAUCCAUAAGGAGUAUUAUCGUCUGCCACAAAACACUCUUGAAAUUGCUGUGGUUGGCAAUUUGCUCCUGGCAAUCGAUGAGGGAAGGGCCCACAAGUUCAAGGGGCGAAAUUUACGAGACAUCAACAUCCAAGAGUUUGAAAAUUUCGCGUGCGAAGAGGACGAUGAGGCUGCAAACAACCUUGGUUUUACUGAAUGUUCAUCCAAGACGAAGUCGAAGCUGGCUUCAAAAACACAAGAAAGAGCUGACGAUAAAAUUAGCACCGUCUCCUCGCCGAAGACUCCGAGUAAGAUGCAAGACAUUGCAAAAACUAAGAAAGGCAGAGCGCCACAAAAGCUGGUGAAAUGGACAACGCCAGAACGUAGGCUAGUCAUGCGCUCAUUCGACAGGCAUAUAAAGAACAUGGAAUUGCCGAAAAAAAAAGAAUGCGUGCAGUUUCUCGCAGAGCACCAAGAUGUCAUGGCAAGGCGAAGUUGGAAAAAUAUAAAAGAUUUCGUUAGAAAUCAGGAACAAAAAAUGGGUGAUCGUCUUUGA